Pseudomyrmex gracilis is the source of this 2067-nucleotide messenger RNA. RefSeq names its product protein croquemort-like. Gene Ontology annotation, molecular function: scavenger receptor activity. The record is from RefSeq and is a predicted model, not a curated record. Lineage: Eukaryota; Metazoa; Arthropoda; Insecta; Hymenoptera; Formicidae. Gene Ontology annotation, cellular component: membrane; cytoplasm.
AAGACUUUUUUAUAUGAAUUUUUAAUACGGCCUUGAAAGUUGUUGAUUGCGCUGACUAAUAUUGGCAACACGUGCGAUAACAUGUAAAUAUAAGACACGAUACAUAUUGAAAAUUGUCUGUACAUAUGACGAUACGAAUGUGCAGAGCGCACAGUUCGCGCGCAUACUCGCGUGCAUUCGCAUCUCGCGAAUAGUGAUUCGAAUUGAUAAGUGCAAUCUGUCGAAAUCCACUAUUACAAAUUCAUCUUACCGAAGAAAACGCACUUUGACACCGAGAAUUGAAUUUGACAGGAAAACAAUGGCUCAGACGAUCAAUCAAUUGACUGUCCCAGAUAGUUCUAAAUCACGUAGAUAUGAAACUUCUUCGCAAGAAACUGUACGAUCUGUGAUAAAAAUGGAAAAAUCUAAGAAAAAAAUUGUAAUUAUUUCAAGUAUUGGUAUAAUAUUGAUAGUUCUUGGUGUGAUCACAGGAUCUCUUUGGAUUGCCUAUCUUGAUAAUUGGACUAUUACAAAAAUACUGACGUUAACACAGUCAUCUAUUAGUUAUGAUUUAUGGCAAGAAACUCCUAUUCCAAUGUAUUUCAAGUUCUACAUGUUUAAUUGGACUAAUUCACAUGAGUUUCUUACUACAUAUAAAGUAAAACCACAUUUUGAAGAAAUGGGGCCUUAUGUUUUUAGGGAAAUUGAUUAUAAAGUAAACCAGAUCUGGCAUGACAAUGGAACUGUAACAUUUCAAAGAAGAAAAAUAUGGAUUUUUGAAGAGUCAUUAUCCAAGGGAUCUCUGUCUGAUAAAGUAACCAAUUUGAAUCCAAUAGUUGCGACAGUUGCAUUUUCCGUAAGAAAUAAGACUUCAUUUAUACGUAAAUUAACCAAUAAGUUUAUGGAAAGUCUGGGAGAGCAGCUAAUAUUUACGAAAAGUGUAAAUUCACUGUUAUUUGAAGGAUACAAUGACACAUUGCUGGAUAUUGCACGAAAAAUGAAUGCUACUAAAUUACCUUACUACAAAUUUGGCUGGUUUUAUGGAAGAAAUGGCUCUGAUAGUUAUGAUGGCACAUUCAAUAUGUUUACUGGAAAAAAUGACUUUUAUAAUAUGGGAGUUCUCAAUGAAUGGAAUUUCAAUAAUAGGACAGAUUAUUAUCAGGGUUCAUGCGGUUUGAUUAAUGGAACUCUUGGUGAUUUUUGGCCGCCAUUGCCAAAUAAUAAAACUAUAUCUUUAUUUGUUCCCGAUAUUUGCACAUCUGUAACAUUAAUAUACUCAAAUAGAACAACAUUUAAAGAUUUAGAAGGAAGUAGAUAUGUCGGAGACAAUACAAUGCUGGAUAAUGGUAAAAAUGUAACAUCGAGAAAGUGUUAUUGUCCCAAUGGAGAUUGCGGACCUAGUGGAACCUUAAAUAUUUCUUCUUGCAAAUUUGGUGCACCGGCAUUUGUUAGUAUGCCGCACUUUUAUCUAGCAGAUCCGAGUUAUACGGAAGCUAUAACAGGAAUGUUUCCUAAUAAAGAGAAACACGAACUAUCAAUUGUAUUAGAACCAACAACAGGUAUCCCGAUGCAGGUUAAAGCGCAACUGCAAUUAAACUUGUUGAUAGAUCGAGUAGAAGAUAUGAGGGUGUUUGAAACUAUAAGCACGACUUACGUUCCGAUGCUGUGGUUUACCCAAGAAGAUUUAACUGCCGAUUAUGCAAGCAAAGUUAAGCUACUUUUGACUCUUUCAUCACUGGGUUCUGUAACAUUCUUCGGAAUAGCGGGUAUUGGAAUUUUAAUAUGUACCAUUGGACUUUUUGUUUACAUUCGACAACUAUGGAAAGGAGAAGAAGGACAAGUGUUAUUAUCCAAAUACGAUAACGACGUUAUGAAUACAAACAAUACAUAAUUAUUUUUUCUUAUAUAUUAUCAGUAAUUGUAAAAUAUUUUUACUUUUCUUAAUUUAGUUUACCUUAUGUUCUUUACAAUUAUGUUCAAGACUUCUUACUUUGAUAAAACAGACGUAGAGAAGAGAUGAGACUGUAUGUCAAUGUCUUAUUUAAAUAUGUAUAUACAUAUUUCAAAAAAGUGCCUAAUUUAAACUUU